AUGGCCUUGUCCAUGCCCAAGCCCGUCGUUAAAAAGAUUUCUUCCUCUGCUGCCUCCUCCUUGGCUCGACGUUUUGCCUGGGAGGCUUCUUCAGGAACCACUGAGUGCAGUGUCCCCGUCUUCUGGAUGAGGGAACAGCGCCAAUGUGCCGCCGCUUUCUCAGAGAACACCGAGCUGCUCAACUUUACCUUCUGCCUGGACCACGCUAUACCCUACUGGGUGGUCGCCCUUCCCGUGCUCGCGACCUGUUUCGCCAAGAUCUUCAUAUCGCGCAGACGAUCUCCUGGCACCGGAGAAAUCAUCCUGGAGAGAAACUCGGACGCCCCCGGAGAUUCGUACUCGGCAAGACUGACCAACGUGCAGGCGAAAUUCUCGGCCAAACAUUCCAAGCUACACCCGACGAGAGAGCGUAAAGAUGCCAAAAAGGGCAGUUUGGGAAAGCGUGUGUUCACACCACAAGGCUACGUGGAGCCGGAGCAGUGGGACAGCGACAUAGAGGACGGGGCAGACGUGAACACCGACGGCAAACCUCGCAGACAGAGGAUCUAUUACCUAGAAUGCCCCGAUUACAUGAUGCUCAGAGCUUCGGCUGUUACUAUUUUUGUCACUUGGCUUCUUUGGUUUCCAUGGGUGGUGGCCAGGUUUGUGUGGAAUUUCACGCCUUACGAAGAUGUGCCGGGAUGGUUCGAGGUGCUUGCAGUCGUAUGCAUGCACUUGUCUUCUUUCGCCAAACCUGUUGUCUAUACUCUCGCCAACCCAUACUUUCGGGGCGCUGUGGCAAAAACUGUCCUGUGUCGUCGAGAUAUGCGGCUCAAACCGUAGGCGAACACCCGGCGAAUGGCCGGCCGGCCGGAGGUAAAGAACCCACAGCCGCUGCCUGGGAAUUUGACGUCCGGCCAUCCGGCCUUUGAAGUUUGCAGCGCCGGGGACAACUGAACUUAUUUCAAAAUUAUAGAAAAUCACGUCGUAGAUUUAAAAAAUAAUACCAGAUUCAGAAUCAGAGUAUCAAAAUUAGGGAGAUGGCUUCCGAGUGACUUGUUUCGUUUUGUAUUAAGGAUUUUAUAUUCCAGCUCAUUUUUUUGUUUUUACGAGCUAUUGUGUACAUGUUCCACGAAAUUUACAGAUCUGCGCAAUCUAUGCGCUGCGCGAUUUUACGAUCGUAUAAAUGCGCGGCCAUCUUAAGAUUGCGCUGCGCGUUUG
This is a messenger RNA of Aplysia californica (California sea hare), 1200 nucleotides long. RefSeq lists its product as uncharacterized. Bases 1 to 822 code for a protein of 273 amino acids. The transcript has 2 exons. Lineage: Eukaryota; Metazoa; Mollusca; Gastropoda; Aplysiida; Aplysiidae. The record is from RefSeq and is a predicted model, not a curated record.